ACAAAACAGAACGUAAAUUGCAUUUAUUCAGAGAACGUAUAUUUAUUAACAUCUGCACCUCUGUUUAUUUUAUUUAUUGUGCUUACAGCCACUAUUUAACUUGUUUUAAAUGGUAAUGGCACAGAUUUAACUUAUAAAUUGCAAGAAAAGUGAUUAUAAACUUAUAAAAGGCAAAGUCCUUAAACAUUACAUUUUGUACAAUAUGGAUUUUUCAGACUUUGAGAUUCGUAAAUGCCCGCCGACAGCAAUCUACAUUCCCAAUUUUAUAACUUCAGAAGAGGAGCAACAUGUUUUUUCUCAGAUCAGUAAAACUCCAAAGCCAAAAUGGACACAACUACUAAACAGACGCCUAAUUAAUUAUGGAGGAAUACCCCACCCAAACGGAAUGGUAGCUGAACAAAUCCCUGAAUGGUUACAAAUUUAUGUAGACAAAAUAAAUAAUUUAAAUAUGUUUGAGUCACAAAAGGCGAACCAUGUACUUGUUAAUGAAUAUUUGCCUGGACAAGGGAUAAUGCCGCACACCGAUGGACCUCUCUUUUAUCCGAUUAUAUCAACUAUCUCUUGUGGUUCAUAUACGGUCCUUGAAUUUGUGAAACUACAGAAAAGUACUUCAGACGGCACACAGCCUGAUUCGAAGCAUUGUAACAGUAGUAAUUAUACACAGCAACCAGAAAAUUUCAAAUUGCUUUUAGAACCUCGUAGUUUAUUAAUAUUAAAAGAUUCAUUGUACAGUGGGUAUAUGCACGCAAUAAGUGAAGUCAAACAAGAUGUCCUUUGCGACCGAAUCUGCAACUAUGAGAACUGUGAAACCGUUCAUAAAAUGGGAGAUAUAUUACAACGCGGCACACGUAUAUCACUAACUAUACGACAUGUUCCAAGAACAACUAAAAUGAAAUUAAAAUUUUGUUAAUUCUCUUAUGUAUAUGUAAUUAAUGCUAUCUAUAUACAUAUAAACAUUGCAACCAACUAAGCUAAAAAAUAGCGAACACAUUUAAUGGAGGCGUCAGAACUAAAAAAAAAAACAUUUUCACUUUGUUUUUAAUUUUGCCAUGUAAAUUGUUACUUUUUGCUU
This is a messenger RNA of Rhagoletis zephyria (snowberry fruit fly), 1072 nucleotides long. RefSeq names its product alpha-ketoglutarate-dependent dioxygenase alkB homolog 6. Gene Ontology annotation, cellular component: nucleus. Lineage: Eukaryota; Metazoa; Arthropoda; Insecta; Diptera; Tephritidae. The record is from RefSeq and is a predicted model, not a curated record.